CGACAUCAUGUGGACGGCGCGCGUGGAAGGCGGACCAUGCUGCACCCAGCACGCGGCAGUGGCCAUCGGUGACGAGGUGUACUCGUUCGGCGGUUACUGCGCCGAAGAGAUGAACACAACGCGACGGCCCAUGGACGUGCACAUACUCAACACCGGCUCUCUCCGGUGGACGCUGAUCCCGGUGCAGAGCAACCUGGAGAACGUGCCCUUCCAGCGGUUCGGCCACACGGUGGUUGGGCACGGCGAGUACGCCUACCUCUGGGGAGGACGAAACGAGGACGGUGCCUGCAGCAUCGUCUACCGCUUCGACACCUCGUCGCUGACGUGGCUUCGUCCUCGCACCACGGGCGAGACCCCGGCAGCGCGCGAGGGCCACUCGGCGUGCGUGGUGGGCAGCCGCAUGUACGUGUUCGGCGGCGUCGAGGACGAUGCCAACCGGGUGUCGCAGGACGUGCACGUGCUCGACCUGGACACCAUGCACUGGCGAUUCCUGGCCACCAGGGGCAAUGCGCCGGAGUGGCGCAGCUUCCACUCUGCGGUGGCCAUCGGUCGGCGCAUGUACGUGUGGGGUGGCAGGCGCAGCCCGACAGACACCCACGAAGACGAAGAGGUGGCCUACUGCGACCAGCUCGCCUACCUGGACACUACCAACGGCGCCUGGGUGCACCCGGUCACCAAGGGCACCAUGCCUCCGGGACGGUGCAGCCACGCCGCCUUCGUCUACAAAGGCGAGAUGUACGUGUGCGGCGGCUACAACGGUCUCCUGGGAACAUUCUUCGGAGACAUGUACAAAUACAGCCCAGAGUGCUCCCUGUGGAGCCAGGUGAAGCUCCUGCGCAAGGGGCCCACCGCCAGGCGGGGACACCGAUGUUGCCUGGUCGACAACCGACUGUUCCUGUUCGGGGGAACCAGUCCGGUGUCGAGCAAGGGCAACAUCGUGGAAAGGUAUCGCGGUUCCAGCGACGCCGCAACCCUCGUGGAGCACUCGGACCUACACGUCCUGGACUUCGCGCCUUCGCUGAAGACGCUAUGCCUACUCGUGCUGAUCGACUGUCGCAUGGACAUCAGCCACCUUCCCGACGAAAACAAGCAAGUCACGCACGCUUGA
Rhipicephalus sanguineus (brown dog tick) is the source of this 1108-nucleotide messenger RNA. RefSeq names its product kelch domain-containing protein 3. The coding region runs from base 8 to 1108 and encodes 366 amino acids. The transcript has 8 exons. NCBI's taxonomy places the organism in Eukaryota, Metazoa, Arthropoda, Arachnida, Ixodida, Ixodidae. Gene Ontology annotation, cellular component: cytoplasm. The record is from RefSeq and is a predicted model, not a curated record. Gene Ontology annotation, molecular function: chromatin binding; protein binding.